AUGGUGACUUUGUCCUUCACCGCGGCAGUGAGCACUCUUGUGCUCCUGCUAGCUGUCAAUGGCGCCGUGGCCUCACCAGGCUUCAAAAGUUCCGCCAGGCCAAGCUCUGGCUACGAUCCCUGCCCUGAGCGAUGUGCCAUCUCCGGCCCAAACCAAGGAAACUGGUCUGUUUAUCCCGACUUCCGGCAGAUCAAGAAAUGCAAAGAGGCCAUGUUCUACAGCUUCAGUCUCUACGACCCCGUUGAUGACCGGGAUAUGAAGCACAAGAUUCAUGCUUGCUCGUCCUUUGGUCCUGACUUCUCGAAACUCCCCGCUUCGAAAGUGCAGGUUGCUUCCGGGCAAGCCAUCGAUGUUGAGUUUGAGGUGGGCUGGUGGCAGGAAGGGUUUGGCCUUGCAACUUCGGGGCUCCGGUCCCUCGUCAAGCAGAUUCGCCAUUAUGCUGGGAAUGGGCAUGGGGCCACUGAUAGGCCCUUCAUCAUCUAUGGCCAGUCUGGCCAGGCUACUAUUGGUCUCUAUAUUGGCCAGGGUCUGCUGAACCAAGACCUCUCGCGAUCGGCCAUGAAGAUGUUUGAAGACAACCUGGGAAAUUUUACCGACAUAUCUCCGACUUUGGCCAUGCAGCUCUGUGAGAAACACUACGACAGCGCCCACAUCUUCGGCAUCAUUGGUUCUAGUGGUGGAAAGUUUACUUCUAUCCAGAAUCGUCUCCAAUCUUGGGCGAAUGGAACGUGCUUGUCGUUCGAGGACUCUAUAAGACUUCCUGGCUCAGCUACCUUCACCACACCACUUAUACAGUCAAAUCGCACCAUUUCCAGCUUCAAAAUCAGCCCAACCUCUGUGGUCACAAAACUCCGUGCCCGUGCUGAAUGCCGCACGAUUCAGGCUGAAUUUGGCACCGGCUGUCCUGAGCUGGCUGUCAAGUGCGGUAUUUCUCCGGCAGACUUUACAAAAUACAACCCAGGGGAUACCUUCUGUUCAGACUUGAAGCCCAAGCAGCACGUUUGCUGUUCCGCGGGAACCCUUCCCGAUUUCAGCCCUAAACAAAACGCCGAUGGUUCAUGCUUUUCGUACGAGGUCAAAGAGGAGGACAACUGCGACAAUCUCGCUGCAGAAUAUAGCAUCACAAAGGAAAAGCUCCAAGAAUUCAACAAAAACACCUGGGGUUGGAGCGGUUGUGAUCCUGUCUACGCGAAGGCAAUCAUUUGCCUCAGCAAAGGAACUCCGCCGUUCCCUGCCGAGAUCGCAAACGCACAAUGUGGUCCACAGAAGCCAGGCUCAAUGCCGCCAACCGAUGGCUCCAACAUCACUGAACUCAACCCCUGUCCGCUGAAUGCUUGCUGCAACAUUUGGGGGCAAUGCGGGAUCACCAAUGACUUUUGUAUCGACACCAACACCGGUGCCCCAGGAACUGCGAAGAAGAACACCAACGGCUGCAUAUCCAACUGUGGAACCGACAUUGUGAAAGGCAGCGGAACCGGUGCCAUCAGUAUUGGCUACUACGAAGGAUACAACUCGGGACGAAAGUGUUUGUUCCAGGAUGCCCUUCAGAUCGACACCUCAAAGUUUACACACAUUCACUUUGGCUUUGGCACGUUGACACCUUCCUUUGAUGUCGAGACGGGUGAUAUACGUUCUACCUACAACUUUGGUGAAUUCAAGAAGAUCAAAGGCGCAAAGAGGAUUCUGUCAUUUGGUGGCUGGGACUUCUCUACCAUGCCUGAAACCUACCAGAUCUUCCGCAACGGAGUCAAGCCCGCCAACCGGCUGGUAAUGGCCCAGAAGAUUGCAGCUUUCAUCAAGGACAAUAACCUUGACGGAGUCGACAUUGACUGGGAGUAUCCUGGCGCUCCUGAUCUCCCAGAUUUCGAUCCGGGAACCAAGGAAGAUGGUCCCAAUUACCUCGCUUUCCUUGCCGUUCUCAAGAACCUGUUGCCCGGCAAAACCGUCUCCAUCGCGGCACCCGCCUCGUACUGGUAUCUGAAACAGUUUCCCAUUGCGCAGAUCGGCAAGCUUGUGGAUUAUAUCGUCUAUAUGACCUAUGAUCUCCACGGUCAGUGGGAUGCAAACAACGGCUAUUCUCAGGAGGGAUGCGACGACGGCAAUUGUCUGCGCAGUCAGGUCAACCUCACAGAGACUAAGCAGUCAUUGGCGAUGAUUACCAAGGCAGGAGUUCCCGGAAACAAGGUCAUCGUCGGUGUGACCAGCUACGGACGAAGCUUCAAGAUGGCCGAAGAAGGAUGCUACGGUCCAGACUGUACGUACGUCGGUGACCGGCUGGGUUCACAGGCAAAGCCGGGCAGAUGCACGAACACAGCUGGAUACAUCUCCAACGCCGAGAUCAACGAGAUCUUGAACAGUCCAAAGCGAGCAGUUACCGAAUCAUUUGUCGAUCCUAUCAGCAACAGUGACAUCCUCAUCUAUGAUGGCACGGAGUACGUGUCCUACAUGGGCCCUGCUAUCAAGGCAAUGCGUGCUACUCUCUAUUCAUCAUGGGGUCUGGGAGGCCUCACUGACUGGGCCACGGACCUUCAGGACUACAAUGAUCCCCCUCAUCCGGCAAAGACUUGGGACGACGUCCACAAGCACAUCGACAACGGGGAGGACCCCAAGGUGGAUCACACGCGAACUGGCAACUGGACCGACAUGGAUUGCAUGCACGAAAUGAUUGUCGAUGCAAAUCAAUACACGCCUUCUGAGAAGUGGGAAGCUUUCCAAGCGGACGAAGCUUGGAAAGAUGUUGUUCGAAUCUUCAAAGACACGGACAGCAAGAACGGCAUCAAGUUCAUUGACUCGGUCGCACAAACCCUGACUAUGGUGGAGGGAUCCAAUUGCGGGACUCUUUUGCAGGACAGCUGCGUUGUACAGGCGUGUCCAGCUGGCGCGAACGGCCCGAAAUCUGGCCCGGCGGCGGCGCUGAUCUGGAAUUCUUUGGUAGAGCUUCAUCUCAUCUACAAGGACUACCACACACUUCUCGGAGAAGCCGAAAAUGAGGGUGCCCUGUCGCUCCAAGAUCUGGAGAAUAAGUUUGCGCCAAUCCCAACAGAGGAGGACGACACCUGGCUACUGCUGAUUAUUGAUCUUCUCACUGUUGGAACUCUUGGCACGGCAGGACCGCUCUUCAACACGGUAAUCAAGAGACUCCCUUAUUUCCUCGAGAAACCAAGCCAUCUCGAUAAUUAUAAGGAUACCUCCAUGACCUUGAUUGGACAGGGUACAACCAUCGCUAAGGACUUGAUCCCGAGCGAUGAAUCCCCAUGGACACCGGAGUCACAGGCUGAAUUCUCAACGUAUAUGGCGCAGGUCGUCACUGGCUGGAAGAACAUGACCUCCUGGACACUUGAGACAACUUUCGAUGGAAGCGAUGAUUCAAUCGAGCGCAUUGGCGAGCUCAUCUCCAACGGAAAGCUCGGCAAGGGGAAAUCCGUGUUGUCUUCCGACGAACCGGAUGAAAAGCAGGAUUACAACAGCCUGGUGGCCAGCAUUAAAAAGUGCUUCUUCGGGUUUACCAUCCCCGCUCUCUGGCGGGCUUCGAAAUCCUACCCAUUUGUCCUGGACGCGGGUCAUGAUUGUGGAAGCAAAGAACUCACCGAGUACCUCACUGACGACACCAUGGAUGCCACAGGUUCCUGCGUCGACGGCAAGCAGUACUACCUCGUAUAUCCAAAGGGUGAUUCCGAAGAUUGCACAGAAACCUGUUCUGACCGACACUGCCAGACGGAGUGCACCAAUGCCAAGUUCUCGCCGCCUCCAGGUCUCAGCUCCCUCACCGACACAAGCUACGGUGGCAUCAGAAAGGACGAUCUGAUCAAGGGAUCCGUCCGCACAUGGAUCAAGAAUGGAAAAGAAAACGGCGGCAAAACCCCUGAUCCCACCGAUGAGGAGACAAUCGAUAACAUGAUGGACGCGGACGUCACAACGCCUGGAUACAUGCGGAUCCCCGUCUGCAGCCCCGAGCGCGCCUACAAGUCCUGGGACACGACCAAGGCGGGCUCCAGCCCCAAUUACCCCUGCGACAUCCCGCCGGGCAAGGACACUUGUGGAGACUCGACCUUCGAGAAUGACACCACCAGUGCAUCACCUCUCGCUGACGACUGUCUUGUCAUUAUCAAGAACUGGGAAGGCGACGGUGGGACAAGCUGGCAGACCAUUGUUGCUGGCAAGCCACAACGCGAGCUUGGCAAGUAUGGGACUUGCGCCAUUGGUGUGGAGGCGACCAAGGUCGAUGGCAAUGCGGAUUUUACUGUCGGUGGGCAAGAUGCCAUUGAUCUUAUCAAUGAGGCAAUCAAGCGGUUCAAGUGGGAAGGCAAGGUUGGAGCAAGUGGAACCAUGCAGUGCAAUGGUAACAUCAAGAGCCAGUCAGUUCUUUGGGGCAUCUAUCACACUUGA
Molecule: messenger RNA, 4386 nt
Organism: Penicillium bovifimosum
Lineage: Eukaryota; Fungi; Ascomycota; Eurotiomycetes; Eurotiales; Aspergillaceae
Exons: 1
Coding region: 1-4386 (1461 amino acids)
Biological process (GO): carbohydrate metabolic process
Molecular function (GO): chitin binding; hydrolase activity, hydrolyzing O-glycosyl compounds
Source: RefSeq, a predicted model, not a curated record